CUCUCUCUGGUGUCUCGGCUGUCUUUUUGCUGUUCUUUCUUCAGUGAAAAAAGGAUUUAGCCGCUGCCUUCAUACCGGUGAUCACCACCCAGAGCCUUUUCUGGUCAGAUUUACCUGAAGUCCAAUGGUCAUGGUCAAAGAAAAAGUGGCUCAUGCGCAAGACACACACCACCACUCCACAGAGAAGCCCCUCAUUCAGUGCUACAAGUGUGGGGAGCCAUGUAAGGGCGAGGUGCUGCGGGUGCAGAACAAGCACUUCCACCUCAAGUGCUUCACCUGUAAAGUGUGUGGCUGUGACCUCGCCCAGGGGGGCUUCUUCAUGAAGAAUGGAGAGUAUCUGUGCACCCUGGACUACCAGCGCAUGCACGGCACCCGCUGCAAUGGCUGUGGGGACUUUGUGGAGGGGGAAGUGGUCACUGCCCUGGGCAAGACCUACCACCCUGCCUGUUUCGUCUGCACCAUCUGCAAACGGCCGUUCCCUGCUGGGGACAGGGUGACCUUCAAUGGGAAGGACUGUCUGUGUCAGUAUUGUGUCCAGCCCAUGUCUCCAGGACCCAAGGACAUCCUCGGCUCCAGCAACUGUGCGGGGUGUGGUCGAGAUAUUAAGAACGGACAGGCUCUCCUGGCGCUGGACAGGCAGUGGCACCUGGGUUGCUUUAAGUGCAAGGCCUGUGGCAAAGUGCUGACCGGGGAGUACAUCAGCAAGGAUGGCGCCCCCUACUGUGAGAAGGACUAUCAGAUCCAUUUUGGUGUCCAGUGUGAGGCGUGCCAUCAGUUCAUCACAGGGAAGGUGCUGGAGGCAGGGGAUAAGCACUACCAUCCUAGCUGUGCACGAUGCAGCAGGUGCAACCAGAUGUUCACAGAAGGUGAAGAGAUGUACCUGCAAGGAUCAACAGUGUGGCAUCCCGGCUGCAAGAACACCACCAGAACAGAGGAGAGACACAGGGAGCGGCCUACGAGGUCGUCGUCCGAGAGUAUUUGUUCCAGACCUGGUUCAAGCAUACCUGGCUCACCGGGUCACACGAUCUAUGCAAAAGUAGACAAUGAGAUCCUUGAUUACAGAGACCUAGCUGCCAUUCCUAAAGUCAAAGCCAUUUAUGACAUUGAGCGUCCUGAUCUCAUUACCUAUGAACCCAUGUACACCACCUCCCUGGAUGAGAGAGAGGAGAGACGAGAGAGUGUGGGAGAGCUCCACACUGCCAGGAGGGAGCGUUCUCCCUUGCCAGACGACAAGCCCUCAAGAAACAUGUCACCUACCCCAUCUGGCGAAGGCUCUUAUGACAGGAGGGAACGCAUCCUCCAAAGGUCGACCAGUCAGGGCUCCAUAGGAUCACCUGUUUAUAAUCGCCAUGGCUACACCCCCACCUUGUCACGGUCACCGCAGCAUUUUCACAGGCCAGAGGCUCUGACAGGCAUGCAGAAGCUCUGCUCCUCCCUGUGCAGUAACAGUGUGGGCUCCAGAAAUAGUGACUCCCGCCCCACCUCCCCUUUCAGACACCACUUCCUCCCCCAUAGCCAAGGCACUGACCCGCCAAGUGGCCGGAGCUCCCCCCUCCCUCUCAGGCCCGACAGCCGGCCGGUCACUCCGCCUCUCUCUCAGACCCCUAAACAUUUCCACCUCCCAGAUCAAGGGAGCAACAUCUACAGAAAACCACCCAUCUACAAACAACACGAUACAGCUGCCAUAACACCCCAAAGCAAGUCUGCUGAUGACAUCAUCAGAUCCGCCACCUUCCCCGCCGCCCAUGCUCCCACUCCAGACGACAGCUCAAGGAGUGAGGGCGACCGUUGGCCCUACUCUCUCACUGUAUUAGGGUCAGAGGGGAGGAGACGGUCCAGAGAAGAGGAGGAGGAAGAGGCCUUGAAAAGAAAACAGCUCCAAGAGGAGCAUCUUAACAAGAUCCAGUCUGGUCUGGGAAAGCUCAUUCUGAAGGAGGAGAUGGAGAAGGAGCAGAUCAGGGAGCGCCACGCACGCAGCCUCUCGGCUCAGCGCUACGACCCCAAACAGACCAACUGUGACGCAGAUCCAACCUCUCCAACCAAAACAAACUCUCUGCCUGGCUAUGGAAGGAACGGGCUGCAUCGGCCCCAGUCCACAGAUUUCACCCAGUACAACAGCUAUGGUGACAUGUGUGGAGGAGGAAGAGAGUUUCAGCACAUUAAGGAUGGCCGUGCAGCACUUGCAAGGAUGGACAGGGGAGUAUCUAUGCCUAAUAUGUUGGAACCAAAAGUGUAUCCCUAUGAAAUGCUCAUGAUAACCAGUAGAGGGAGAGCUAAACUGCCCAGGGAAGUGGACAGAACCAGACUGGAGCGCCACUUAGCGCCUGAAACGUUCUUUGACAUCUUUGGAAUGGAGAUCCAGGAGUUUGACAGGCUUCCCCUGUGGAAACGCAACGACAUGAAAAAGAAGGCCAAGCUCUUCUAGCAGUCAGAGCAGCAUGCAUAUACUGUACAUUCAUUCAGAUAGCACACUACCAACUGUAAUCUAGAUGUAGGUUUUGGUUUAUUUCUUUUUCUUCUGUUUUUCUUUCCGACAUAAUCAAGGAAGCGAUAAAAUGGACUCUUGCUCUUAUGCUUCCUGAGACUGUGAGCUGAAUGAUUUGUCCAGUUAGCGAUAGACUUGCACAGGAAACAAGGAAUGGGAAUCUCUUCCAUGUUCAAAAAUGACAAAGAAUGAGAAUGAAUGAACAAUAGGGUCAUGUUAUUUUUUUGACUGCGCUUGUUUUACUUCUUGCUUUGCUUCGAGUGGAACUGCUUUCCUUUCUUUCUUGCUUGUUUCCUCCUACUAUUUGUUGCUGUUGAUUCCUGUGGAACUUUGUAAGUACAGUAGAACCUCAUGGCACCAUUAUGAAAUGCCCAUGCUCAUAGCUUGAAUAUGAGUCAGCUUUCCCUCACUUGGGCUGAAACAGUUUUAGCCCAAUGUUGGCAAGAAUCGGCUCAGUGAGUCUUUAAAAAUAAGAAGCCACUGGGCUUGCAAUUAGCUGACCUGCCAAUUGUUUUACUGGAUCUACAAUAUGAAAAAAGAAUUAUCCAAAAACUUACUCAUUGCCAGUCCUCUUCCCCAGGCUACUGUACAUGCUAAACAUUCAUGUCUGACCCUGACAGGAAAAAAAAAAAAA
Molecule: messenger RNA, 3119 nt
Organism: Myripristis murdjan (pinecone soldierfish)
Lineage: Eukaryota; Metazoa; Chordata; Actinopteri; Holocentriformes; Holocentridae
Gene: ablim1a
Product: actin binding LIM protein 1a
Exons: 25
Coding region: 125-2425 (766 amino acids)
Biological process (GO): cilium assembly; cytoskeleton organization; lamellipodium assembly
Cellular component (GO): actin cytoskeleton; stress fiber
Molecular function (GO): actin filament binding
Source: RefSeq, a predicted model, not a curated record